UCCUCAGAAGCUGCUGUUCUGCACUGCUCUGCCAUCAUGCCAUGUUGCGCGGCUUUGUUGUGUUUUACGACUCUGAUGGGUCUUGCAGCUCUGCGUUAUUUUUUUGGCUCUGCCGUUUUUCCAGCUCUGCCGUGUUUUGCGGCUCUGCUGUCUUUCACAACUCUGCCAUGUACUAUAAAUAUGAAAAUUAUGAUCUUUCUGUGAAAGCAACCAGCUCUGCAUAAUCAGUUCCAAAGUACAGGCUCUGCCUUCUUAUAGUCGUUAGAAUUGGAAUGAUUAACAUCGACAGGAAUUCCAAAUAAACCAGCAUAUUGUUUGUUGACUGCAAGUAGAGUCGUGUUAAUUACUGUGUGUUUGCAGAGCUUUUGUUCUUCUUUCUCUAUCAUUAUUAGCCCAAUCUAUCUCCCAACUGCUGAACUUUUUCAUCAAAGAUGUUUGCAAAAAGUUUAGCUACUGAAUGUUGCUGAGAAAAUAAUUCAUGAUUUCAGUGCUGAAGUUUUGGUCUCAAGUUUUGGCAGGAAACAUGCAUCUGAGGCUCCCAAUCCUCCAUGCCAGGUUGAUUAUCAAGGUCCUGGAAGUGGUUCUGUUCAUAGUCAUCUGUGCUGGCUACAGUAACCUGCGUGUCUCAAUUGUCACUCCGACUCUGCGGGUCUUCUCCCUUGCCUCCAUUGUGCUGGCUGGGGUGCUUGCUCCUCCAUCUCUAAUAUAUGAACUUUAUCUCAAUGAUCCUAAACGAUUUAUAUCAAUAAAGGAGAUUGCUGCCACAGCAUUCCUGUGCUGUAUCUUCAUGGCCCCCUGUGUGGAGCUGCUAAGUUUUUGGCUGCCGUCGCAGCUCUCAAUGUUUGGACCAUCUCGUGAGCAGGCCUUUAUCUUCUCUGGACUUUGUGCUGCCUCUGCUGCACUUUAUGCUCUUGAUGCUCUUCUUGCCUGGCCUCAUCGUAAACAUUCUUGAUGGAUUGAUGCUCGUCCACUUCUACCCUGAGAUGAAGAUUUCUGAGCACCUAGCAAAAAGGCAUUUUUUCUAUCUUCAAAAUUGAUUUCAAGUGAAUAGGUCAAUGACAGUGCAGCCGUGAGACAAGAUUCAGCAGUGAAUGUUCUAAAAUCUAAAUCAAUCAAUCUUCUGUCAUGAGGGUAGCCAAGGUUGCUGAUGCCUAGGAUGACAUGCACUGAAUGUGCAGAAAAAUUAAAAUUACUGCAGUUAGUUUGAAGUAGUUGGUGAUGUGUGAGGAGAAGAAAUGGCAGUACUGAGAAGAGAUAAGGAUGUGUGGCAGGAGGGAAGCUGCAUUGUAGAGGGGAGACCAAGCAGUGAAUGCAUGGAUAGGCAUGAUGCAUCUUUUUGAUUUCCAGACAAUAUCUGAGAAAAUAUAAGUUGCAUGAGAUUAAAGGACUUGCUGUGUGUGACUGUAUAGAGGGCGAUGUGUAGGAGAUAUACCAAUCAUUGAAGGUUUUGCAUUCUCAAGAUAAAAUAAUUUAAAUAGUGAGUCAUAAAAAAUUCUCGUGAAAUUAAUUUGAACUUAAAAAAAUUAAAGAUAAGAGUUUUCUCCAACAAAGAUCAUCAUGGACAUGUAUAUAAACCUAGAUUGCUCUUGUAUUCACUGCAGAGUUUCAGCAUUGAACUCGUACCGGUAAACAUUUAAUAAGGCAGUUUUUUUUAAUGUUCCCUUCCCUCCCACAUUGCUUACUCCAUUUACACCCACCCUGACAAGGGCCAUGUUGAUGGCCAUUCUGUUGACAUGGGUAAUGUUGCCACUCUUAUCGUUGACACAGGCAAUGUUGAUGUUGACUUUGCUGACAUGGGUAAUGUUGAUACUCAUCUUGUUGACACAGGCAAUGUUGAUGUUGACUUUGCUGACAUGGGUAAUGUUGAUACUCAUCUUGUUGACACAGGCAAUG
Messenger RNA from Hyalella azteca, 1893 nucleotides. RefSeq lists its product as uncharacterized. The record is from RefSeq and is a predicted model, not a curated record. The coding region runs from base 479 to 952 and encodes 157 amino acids. NCBI's taxonomy places the organism in Eukaryota, Metazoa, Arthropoda, Malacostraca, Amphipoda, Hyalellidae. The transcript has 3 exons.